Messenger RNA from Lolium perenne, 2518 nucleotides. Its product is annotated as probable E3 ubiquitin-protein ligase ARI7. Gene Ontology annotation, biological process: protein ubiquitination. The record is from RefSeq and is a predicted model, not a curated record. Gene Ontology annotation, molecular function: ubiquitin-protein transferase activity; zinc ion binding. Lineage: Eukaryota; Viridiplantae; Streptophyta; Magnoliopsida; Poales; Poaceae.
AAGUGAAAGCAAAGUGGGGGAGAAAGCUGUAGGAAAACGAGAGGAGAAGCUUUUGCAUUCCUAGCUAUUCAUCUGUAGGCAGUAGCGCCGAAUCCACCAUUCCACCAAUCCCUCCUCUCCAUUUCGCCCUGCUCUCCCGGCGAGCACCGGCGCAUCCUCCUCCCUCGAAUCCGCGCGGGCGCGCCGCGCCCCGGGCCCGAUUGCUCCCUCGUCGUGGUGGGCGCCGCUCCGAUCCGCCCGAUCCGCGCUGCUCCUGAGGCUCCGGCGCGCGGAGGCGAGCAGUGGCGGCGGCGGCGGCGGGGCGGCCAUGGACUCCGAGGAUGAUAUGCACGACGCCAACGACUCCGCGGAGGACGACUUCUACAGCGGCGGGGAGGCUGGCCUCGCCGCCAGCGACGACGGCGACGCCGACUACGACUUCGCGGACCACGACUCGGACGACUCCGCCGAGCUCCUCUCCCACCGGCAGCAGGAUCUCAAGGACGAGCGGUUUCGGAGACCUGCUCUCCCGUUCGCCGGUGCACGUCAGCGGGGGGAUGGAGUAGGCUACGAUGGCGGGCGGCGCAAGCAGAGAGAGCAAAGUUACUGCAUAUUGAGUGAUGCUGGUAUAAAGCAGCGCCAAGGGGAUGAUAUAAAUAGGGUUUCAACUGUUCUUUCCAUUUCAAAGUCGGAGGCAUGUGCCCUCCUUCGCAGCUAUAAUUGGAGUGUUAGUAAGGUGCACGAUGAAUGGUUCGCUGAUGAAGAGCGUGUUCGUAAGGUUGUUGGUUUUCCAGAAAAGCGCAUUGAAAUGCCAAAUGACAGAGAACUGACAUGUGGAAUUUGUUUCGAAAGUUGCCCUUAUGCGUCAAUGAGUGCUGCCGCAUGUGGACAUCCUUUCUGUAGUGCAUGCUGGAGAGGUUACAUUAGCACUGCAAUAAAUGAUGGUCCAGGAUGUCUGAUGCUGAGAUGCCCUGAUCCGUCCUGUGCUGCGGCGGUUGGGCAAAAUAUGAUCAAUUCCCUGGCUAAUGAAGAGGAUAAGGAAAAGUAUGGGCGAUAUCUUCGCAGAUCUUACAUCGAAGAUAAUCGAAAGACAAAGUGGUGCCCUGCUCCUGGAUGUGAAUAUGCAGUAGAAUUCGUUGUGGGCAGUGGCAGUUAUGAUGUUAAUUGCAACUGUUCAUAUGGGUUCUGUUGGAAUUGCACUGAGGAAGCUCAUCGUCCAGUAGACUGCGCUACUGUUUCAAAGUGGAUCCUCAAGAACAGCGCGGAGUCCGAGAAUAUGAACUGGAUACUGGCUAAUUCAAAGCCUUGCCCUAAGUGUAAGCGGCCUAUUGAGAAAAACCAGGGAUGCAUGCACAUUACAUGCACACCUCCAUGUAAAUUUGAGUUCUGCUGGCUCUGUCUUGGAUCAUGGUCAGAGCAUGGCGAGAGGACUGGUGGAUUUUAUGCUUGUAACCGUUAUGAAGCAGCAAGACAAGAAGGAGCGUAUGAUGAAUCUGAAAGGAGAAGAGAAAUGGCGAAAAACUCACUUGAGAGAUACACACAUUAUUACGAACGAUGGGCAGCCAAUCAGUCAUCAAGGCACAAGGCAUUAGGCGACCUUCAGAGCCUGCAGAAUGACAAGCUUGAGAAGUUAAGUGAUAUACAAAGUCAACCUGAGUCACAGCUCAAGUUCAUCAUUGAGGCAUGGCUACAGAUUGUCGAAUGUAGGAGGGUAUUGAAGUGGACAUAUGCCUAUGGUUAUUACCUCCCAGAGCAUGAACAUGCCAAAAGACAGUUCUUUGAAUACUUGCAAGGUGAGGCAGAAUCAGGUUUGGAGCGGUUGCAUCAAUGUGCAGAGAAAGAACUUCAAAUAUUCCUUGAAGCAGACUCCCCCUCAAAAGAUUUUAAUGACUUCCGUACAAAGUUGGCUGGAUUAACUAGCGUGACCCGCAAUUAUUUUGAGAAUCUAGUCCGGGCUUUGGAGACUGGAUUAAUUGACGUUGGACCUUCUACUAGCCAAAGCAUGAGCACCAAGAAUACUACUUCUAAGAACCUUGGUGGUAAGAGUAAAAGUGGCAAGAACAAGACUGCCAGCUCCAAGUCAGGCAGCUCCAGCCGUGGUGUGGAUGAUAGCAACAUUUGGACUUGUGAUCAGUGUACAUAUGUAAACCCCAAAUCUGCCAAGGCUUGCCAGGCUUGUGACCACCAACAUCGAUAGCACAGUCAUGUUUCAGUUUUUAGCUCCAUUGGUUGAGAACCCAACAUAUGCAAAAUUGAAGUUCAUAAGGAUUGUGGGAUUACUAGAGUGAGGGUAGAGGAGUGCUGCAUGCAAAAGAACGAGAUUUUCGUGUCCAAAUUGUCUGUCAACUGACUGCACCCUUCCUUGUCGUCGCGGCAGCAUCCAGUUCGUCAUGUACAUAAAUCAUACCUGUAACUUUGCUCUGUUUCCUUAGGGUGUACUAGGAGGUGUGCUCCACCAGUGGACAAGUUUUUCCCAUUGUAGUCCUGCAAUAAUGUACCGACAAUCUGAAGGAAGUAGACUUUCUUGGCUUGAAGCUUA